Messenger RNA from Cryptomeria japonica (Japanese cedar), 2161 nucleotides. Its product is annotated as TMV resistance protein N. Gene Ontology annotation, biological process: signal transduction; defense response. The record is from RefSeq and is a predicted model, not a curated record. The coding region runs from base 68 to 2161 and encodes 697 amino acids. NCBI's taxonomy places the organism in Eukaryota, Viridiplantae, Streptophyta, Pinopsida, Cupressales, Cupressaceae. Gene Ontology annotation, molecular function: ADP binding; ATP hydrolysis activity. The transcript has 4 exons.
GUCAGUCAAUUCAAUGUGAGUUGCAAUUUUCAGGGUUUCUUUGCUAUUCGACCUUCAUCCUCCAUCCAUGGCUUCGUCUUCAUCAGCUCGGCCUCUGAAUUUGGAUGAGAAUGCCUUUGGUGAAAUGUUAUAUAAAGGGGAAAAGAUGGGAUCAUCUGCAUCCCCCAAAGUUUAUGAUGUUUUCAUUAACCACCGAGGCCCUGAUGUAAAACAAACCCUAGCUCUUGAGCUUUAUAAUUCUCUUGAGAAGGUGGGAAUCCGAGCGUUUCUUGACUGCAAAGAGAUGGACUUAGGUGAUUUGUUUCCUUCCACAAUUCAGAAUGCCAUAUGCUCUUCAUCAGUGCAAAUUGCCAUUUUCUCUAGAAGAUAUGCCGAAUCUGUUUGGUGUUUAGCUGAGCUUGCUCUGAUGUUACAGACUAAGAGAAAGAUCAUUCCAAUAUUCUAUGAUGUUCCACCUUUUCACCUCAGAUACUUAGAAAAGGGUGUGUAUGCCGAUUCAUUCAAUUACCACACAGAGAAACGCAGGUAUCUCGAUAAACUUGAUGGCUGGAAAGAAAACCUCCGCUGUGUUUCAUUCAUGUCUGGCUACGAAUUCAACAAUAAUAAUGAGAAUUUUGCGACACUGUGUAAAAAUAUAGUGUCUGCCGUCCGAAGAGAGGUAGAAAGGAGAAGACCUUUAGAAAUUGCAAGAUAUCCGACUGGAAUGGAAGAAUUGGUUGAGGAUUUUGAGAGGGCAUGCUGGCAGAAGGAGGAGAAAGGUAAAGUGAUGGGCAUCUAUGGUAUGGGUGGGUCUGGUAAGACCACCCUUGCCAAAGAAUUGUUCAACCAAAAGCGUUCAGAAUUCAGUGCAUCUUGUUUUUUGUUUGACGUGCGAGAAUCUAAAUUGACUUAUUUGCAAACAAAGCUUCUCAAGGAUCUGGUGCAGGAAAAUCAUAUGUUUGACAGUAUACCUGAAGGAUCUAGUUAUCUCAAGUCUCGUCUGGCAUACAGCCCUUUUGUGAGUUUCUUAAUUGUUAUGGAUGAUAUAGAUCACCUGGAUCAGUUGAAUGCCUUACUGGUCAAUAAUUCUGGUAGUAUGAUCAUCGUGACAACCCGUGAUGAGAGAGUUUUGAUAAGGGCGGAAAUUAAUUGUCGUUAUAAGAUGAAAGAAAUGAAUGUCCACCAUAGCACAGAGCUCUUCUGUUGGCACGCCUUCCACCAGCCGUAUCCAACCAGCGGAUAUGAAGAUUUAGUUGAAAGCUUCGUGAAGGAGUGUGGAGGUUUGCCCCUAUCUCUUCAGGUGUUGGGUGGACAUGUUUUUGGUAGUGCUGGUAAGCAUUAUUGGAGACUAGAAUUGGAUAAAGUGAGAAAAACUCUGAAACAAGAUAUAAAGAAGAAGCUUAGAAUAAGCUUGGAAUCCCUCGACGAUGAACAAAUGCAGGUAUUCCUGGACAUUGCAUGCUUUUUCGUCAACAAAUCUAGAUAUAUGGCUUUAAGAAUAAUGGAAGGAUCGGGAUGGAGCGCUGAGCACACACUUCAGAUCUUAAUGGAUAAAUGUCUUGUUGAAGUCCAAGUGGGAAGGAGUUAUUGGAAUGGAUUUGAAUCUGAAAGCUUUCCUCUUUUGACAAUGCAUGACCACACCCGGGAUCUCGGAAGAGAAAUUGCAGAUUAUGAAUUAAGCAGUCCUAGUCGACUGUGGCGCUCUCAGUAUCUUCGUUCUCAGGAAGAAAAGGGAUUUGAGAGCAUUCUUGCUGGGAUGAGCGGUCAUAGUUUCAGAUGUCUUAAUUCCAUUUUUGACCAGUACACAACUCUUCAAUUCAGAUAUUUUUUAGGAAAUGUAAAUGAUUGUGAGGAUUCAACUUCUUUGCUUUGGCUUGAAAUUGACUCAAGUAUGUUGGAAAAGCAGGAUGAACAUGAAAAUAUCGAAGGAGAAUUCAUGUCAAGCAUGUCUUCGUCACACACUAUUCCUUCAUGGAUUCCUCUCCAAAAUUUGCAGUAUUUAAAAAUUUAUCAAGGAUCUUUCCAAAGAUUGUGGCGGAGAGAUCAUCAGGUUCCUUUGCAGCUGAAAGACCUGAUUCUUGACGGAACAAACUUGGAAGAGUUUCCAAAUCCAUUGGGAAUGUUAAGUCAUUUGGAAAAUCUAGUCCUUGCAGGAAGGGUAAAAUGGAAUGGAAGAGAAUGA